AUGCGUUCUCAGUCAUUCUCCUCCGCGCUGCUUAUCUGGCUGGCCGCCGCCACCGACCUUGUUGCUGCGGUCCAGGUAAACCCACUGCCGGCGCCCCAAGACAUCACCUGGGGCUCCUCCGGCGCCAUUCCCGUCGGGUACCUAUCACUUCGCACCGUCAACGCCAACUGGGGCACGCACGACAAUGUGCGAAUUGUCAAUGACGCCUGGAAUCGCGCAUUCAAGGCCAUCACUACGAUUCGCUGGGUCCCUCAGGCUGUUGAGAAGCCCAUUCCCGUUUUCGAACCAUUUCCCGGUCACAACACCACCAGCAAGAGCAAGCGAGCUGACGCGCAGGCUGGCGAUGCCUCGACCAACUGGGGCUCUCGGUGGCUCAACGAGAUCACCGUCCAGGUUGAUGACUGGACAGCCGACCUAAAGCAUGGCGUGGAUGAAAGCUACACCGUAGACAUCACCUCGUCUUCUUCCCAGGUCCAGAUCACGGCCAAGACUGCAUGGGGCGCUCUUCACGCUUUCACCACUCUGCAGCAGAUGGUCAUUUCCGACGGCAAAGGCGGUCUCAUCGUUGAGCAGCCUGUCAAGAUCAAGGAUCACCCGAACUACCCUUACCGUGGUGUCAUGGUUGAUACUGGCCGCAACUUCAUCUCUGUCAACAAGCUGCACGAGCAGAUCGACGGCCUCGCCCUAUCCAAGAUGAACAUUCUCCACUGGCACAUCACCGACGACCAGUCCUGGCCUAUCCGCCUCGAAUCCUUCCCCGAAUUUACGAAAGACGCCUAUUCAGAGCGAGAGACAUAUUCUGCGCACGAUGUUGAAGACGUCAUUGCAUACGGGCGCGCCCGCGGUGUGCGCAUUGUCCCCGAAAUUGACAUGCCUGGCCACUCCUCGUCCGGCUGGCAGCAAUAUGACAAGGAUAUUGUCACCUGCCAGAACAGUUGGUGGUCCAAUGACAACUGGCCCCUCCACACUGCUGUGCAGCCCAACCCGGGCCAGCUCGAUGUUCUGAACCCCAAAACUUACAAGACUGUCGAGAAGGUCUACUCUGAGCUCUCUCGCCGGUUCUCCGAUGACUUCUUCCACGUUGGUGGUGAUGAGUUGCAGACCGGCUGCUUCAACUUCAGCAAAAGCAUUCGCGACUGGUUCGCCGAAGACUCGAGCCGAACCUACUUCGACCUCAAUCAGCAUUGGAUUGACACUGCCAUGCCUAUCUUCACCAGCGAGAAAAACAGUGGCAAAAAGGACCGCCGCCUCAUCAUGUGGGAGGAUGUUGUUCUGUCUGCCGAUGCUGCCGCCAAGAACGUCUCCAAGAACGUCAUUAUGCAAUCUUGGAACAACGGCAUCACAAACAUUGGCAAACUGACUGAGGCUGGUUAUGAUGUUAUCGUUUCCAGCGCCGACUUUCUCUACCUCGACUGUGGCUUCGGUGGUUACGUUACCAACGAUCCCCGCUACAAUGUCCAGGAGAACCCUGACCCCUCCGGAGCCACUACUUCAUUCAACUACGGUGGCAUUGGUGGUUCUUGGUGCGCUCCCUACAAGACUUGGCAGCGUAUCUAUGACUACGAUUUUGCCCAGAACCUUACCGAGGCGCAGGCAAAGCACAUCAUUGGCGCUUCGUCUCCUCUGUGGUCUGAGCAGGUCGAUGACACUAUCAUCAGCGGCAAGAUGUGGCCCCGUGCCGCCGCCCUCGGCGAGCUCGUUUGGUCGGGUAACAAGGACCCCAAGACUGGGAAGAAGCGUACAACCACAUUUACGCAGCGAAUGCUUAACUUCAGAGAGUAUCUGGUGGCCAACGGCAUUGAAGCAACUCCCCUGGUACCGAAGUACUGCCUUCAGCAUCCUCACGCAUGCGACUUGUACUACGACCAAGAAGCUGUCAAAUAA
This is a messenger RNA of Akanthomyces muscarius, 1884 nucleotides long. RefSeq lists its product as uncharacterized. Gene Ontology annotation, biological process: glycosaminoglycan metabolic process; carbohydrate metabolic process. The record is from RefSeq and is a predicted model, not a curated record. Lineage: Eukaryota; Fungi; Ascomycota; Sordariomycetes; Hypocreales; Cordycipitaceae. The transcript has a single exon. The coding region runs from base 1 to 1884 and encodes 627 amino acids. Gene Ontology annotation, cellular component: membrane. Gene Ontology annotation, molecular function: beta-N-acetylhexosaminidase activity.